Molecule: messenger RNA, 1305 nt
Organism: Chara braunii
Lineage: Eukaryota; Viridiplantae; Streptophyta; Charophyceae; Charales; Characeae
Source: the annotation of a GenBank genome assembly
CGGCGACCUACUUACCACUGGCUAUCGUGCAGGUCACGGGUUCAACUCCAGGGAAUUGUGCAGGUACUGUACACAGGUGAAAACUGUUUCAUUUGGCUCUCCAACGAGAGCAAAUGACUUCUCAGGUAAAGAAUUCGUAUGCAUCUGUGGUUAAGUUUGGUGGUGGUGCAGGUGCAGGCAAGCGGGUACUUUGGCGCCAAAAGCGCCAGGACCACACCCUCGUCGUCUUUGAUACUGUGGAGAAGUGGCCAUUGGAGGCCGCGGGUGUGGCGAGCAGCAGUGAGUCUGGGAAGGGGGAAGUCAUUGCUGCCGUGGUCAGGAAGGGAGGACCACGACCACCUGUGAAGAAGAGAAGACCAUUCUCGUUUCCUGAACAUCUCGGAAUUGUGGACGGGAAGCCAUGGGAAAAGAUGGGAUUGUCACAAGGAACCUGGCAGGAACGGAUGGAUAACGCGCAGUGCCUGAAGUGUGGUACUGCAGGGCAUGGGAUUGCAUGGUGCCUGUUAAUCCAAGGAAAUGAGUUCCCACACAGACCGUUUAUGAUUCCGCCAGACAUGGAUGGCGUAUAUGAAGUAGAUAGAAUCAUAGAGCAUGGGUACUUUUCUACGGGUGGACGUGGACGACCCCAGAAGCAGUUCAAGAUUGUAGAGAACUGCGAGGAAAAGCUGACAGAAGAUAUGGUCGAGAAGCUCAUAAAUACAAUUGACGAGACACUCCCGCCGCCACCCAUGAAGGAGGGUGCUGAAGAUGAUGAGGAGGAGGAGGACGGGGGGGGAGAGGAAGCCGAGGGUGCAGGCAAAACCUAAAGGGAAUAUAAGAAGCACGGUGAGGAUAAGGCCGACCUACUGAGGAGGGACGGGCUUUGUUCGCCAUUGGCAUCCAUAGGUAGAUAGACAUAGAUAGUCAGUCACACAAUACACACCAUCAGAUGGCUGCAACUACUUUCUUGGCCACGAAACCAUUUACAGGGAGGAUAGCCAGGAGCAAUGUUUUGGCGUCCAUGCCACAGCCAGAUAGGCCAUCAUCUCCUGUGAGUUUGAGCCCUAAUGGACACAGAACCGGGACCUUUUAAAAUAGUUGAGAACAUUUUUGCACACACACACACACACCGACACGCACACACCGACACACACACACACACACACACACACACACACACACACACACACACACACACAGAGAGAGAGAGAGAGAGAGAGAGAGAGAGAGAGAGAGAGAGAGAGAGAGAGAGAGAGGUUGCACAUAAAAGUUUUGCAGAGAGAGAGAGAGAGAGAGAGAGGUUGCAGAUAAAAGUUUUGCAACGUU